This is a messenger RNA of Prorocentrum cordatum, 1888 nucleotides long. The record is from the annotation of a GenBank genome assembly. NCBI's taxonomy places the organism in Eukaryota, Dinophyceae, Prorocentrales, Prorocentraceae.
GGAUGAGUUCUGGGCCACAUGCAGGGCGAGCUGCACGGAGGGCGUGGACCUCGUAGAGGACCACAACCCCGAGUUUCAGACCCCGUGGAGCUGCGACAUUCUCGGUGGCGACCUGACCAAGGGGCCUCUCGCCGGUGGCAUUCCGCGUCAACCACUGCCGGGCGAGGAGAGCGAGGAUGUCCUGAACGAGACUGGCGCGCCGACAGUGGAUGCGCCGACUCCUCCCGCAGUAGAUGUACCGGCUCCCCCUCCAGACGCGCAGCCUGACGCCAGCAGACAGCACGACAGACGCAGUUCCCGAUCUCAUUGAUGAUAUCAUUGCGGGCGUGACCAGCAGCACCACCGUGGAUGAAGCCAGGGGCGUUGGAGGAAUUGCGAUGGACCCCGCAGGUGCCAUGGUGGAUGGAAGUGGCGCCACCAGUGCAAGUGCGGUUGUUGACGCAGGUGAGGAUACCGACGGGAUCAUCGUCGAUGGCACUUCAGUCGUGGCUGACGCAAGUAAGGUGUCCAACGGCAAGGUUGAACAUGAUGUAAACACGGGGCUCGCCCAAGAGACGGCUGGCGACACGCCCAAGUCUGGCUCUCACCAUACAAGCAAGGCGGUAGAAAAAGCUGGAAAAGCUCUCGUCGCUACGAGAGAUCAUCUCGACGAUUCCGUCGAGGCCGUCGGCGACGUCCACGAGGCUGCCAGCCAUCAGGCCAAUGCCGCGGCAGAUGCGGUGAAGGACUCCCGACCUGCACGAGGGCGCGAAGCACCACGCGGGCAAGGCGGCGGACGCCGUGGCCGGGGCCGCGCAGGACCUGCACGAGAGCCUGAAGCACCACGCGGGCAAGGCGGCGGACGCCGUGGCCGGGGCCGCGCAGGACCUGCACGAGGGCCUGAAGCACCACGCGGGCAAGGCGGCGGACGCCGUGGCCGGGGCCGCGCAGGACCUGCACGAGGGCGCGAAGCACCACGCGGGCAAGGCGGCGGACGCCGUGGCCGGGGCCGCGCAGGACCUGCACGAGGGCCUGAAGCACCACGCGGGCAAGGCGGCGAAGGGGGCUGCCGAUGCAGCCGCUGGUGUUCAGGAGGCCGCUGCGGGCGUCGCCGGAGACGUCCACGCGGCUGCGAAGCACCACUUGAGCAAGGCUGCAGACGCGACUGGGGACCUCCACGAAGCUGCGAAGCACCACGCGGGCAAGGCCGCGGGUGCGGUGGCGGACGCCGUUGGAGGCCUUCACGAGGCUGCCAAAGGCUCGCUGGCAGAUCUCGUAGUGGUCUCGGGGACAGAGGGCGCCACGACCACGCAGGUGGCCGACAACGCCAAGCGCGCAUCGGGGACUGAUCGGGACGCCACGCAGGGGACUGACGCUGCCAAGCCGCACUGGGAGUUUGACCACGGCAAGUGGAGCUACGUCAAGGAUUGAUGCCGGUCGGUUGCUCCGGCGCAUGCCCUCGAUGCCGAAUGUCGACAGUAGGUCCCCAAACCGUCUGGCGAAUGGCCAUACGAUGCACCUUCAAAAUCGCAAUGAUCUCACAAAACGGUCCAUCACUGGACGGGUUUUGAAUUCGGGAGAGCACUCGAGACAUCCUUGGAUGUCCACUUAGCUUGGAUCAUUCUCGACUUGCCAGACUGGGAUUUUGGAAUAGGAAAGAAAGACAUCGUUAGACCACCUGCGCCCAAAGGGCUGGUGGGAUUGCGUGAGCUGGCUCUCGGAGGGUGCAGCCAGGGCCUCGCUCAACGCAAGACGGCGCGCGCUGCCUCUCGGGGUUUUCCUUGAGGGAGCCCCAGCGGCCGGCACGGCCAAAGCUCGCCCGCGGUCGCCUGGAAAAGGAAGUUUCCCGCGCAGGGGGCGCCGAGCGAUGAUGAGGUAUUCGGAGGGCCCACCCCCCGAAGCCUUCCCG